AUGUCUAUAAGCACUACUCCCUUUUUCCUGCCAGAAGAGGAAUUAGUGGCGAAAGAUCACCUUCUAGUGGCUCUGGGCGAUAGAAUUAAUCCUGUGGUAACAGAAUGGGGUGCUAUCGAGUCCAAAUUAACUGAGAUUGUUACGGAACACUUGCUCGCUAAUAGGACUAGCACGGCACCACGUUUUGACACUGCAAAGAUUAGCGGUGCAUGGGAAGGUUUAAGUCUUAAACUGAUCCCUGCUCAAGAAAUUCUUGUGAGACCGUGUGCACGAAUUCGAUUAUCAAAGAUGUUAACCGAUGCAAAUAAAAUGUUGGAGUGUUUAAUGCUGCAAAAUCCCAACAUUUAUUUGGAUGACUGGUCGCCAUCGCCGAAUUUGGGUUAG
Calliphora vicina (urban bluebottle blowfly) is the source of this 384-nucleotide messenger RNA. RefSeq lists its product as uncharacterized. Bases 1 to 384 code for a protein of 127 amino acids. The record is from RefSeq and is a predicted model, not a curated record. NCBI's taxonomy places the organism in Eukaryota, Metazoa, Arthropoda, Insecta, Diptera, Calliphoridae. The transcript has 2 exons.